CAAAGUGAAGCAGUCCAAUAGUUCUUGGGAGGACUGUCCAUGUCGAUUCGUCUCUUCUCUACCGCCUUACUAGCUGCUUGCUUAGCAAAGGCAACUGCCCAAACUUGCCCCACUCUUAUCUGGAGUGACGAGUUUGACGGUUCCAAUCUCAACGCCGACAACUGGACUCCGCAAAUUGGUGAUGGUUGCGAUAUCUCCGUAGACCUCUGUGGUUGGGGAAAUAACGAAGCUCAGUUUUACCGUAGCCAAAAUAUUGCAGUGGCGGAUGGUUCACUCAAAAUCAACGCCUUGCGACAAACUUUCGGGGAGAAAGAGUUUACGUCCGCACGCAUCCGUUCCUUCGAGAAGUUUGACAUUGAUUUGACCCAGCCUUACGUUCGCAUCGAAGCGCGAAUCAAAGUCCCCCUUGGUCAAGGCUUAUGGGGUGCAUUCUGGAUGAUGCCUUCUCCGGAAGUGCUGUGGCCCAAAGGUGGAGAGAUUGAUAUUAUGGAGUUUAUUGGCAGAGAACCCAAUUCAGCUUAUGGAGUCAUUCACUACGGUAACUUGUUUCGAGACAAGUCUGAGUUGGGAGGUCCACUGAAAAUGCCUACCAGUCCUAGCGAAAAUUUUCAUAUUUACACAAUCGAGAAGACACCAAACCGUAUCGCCUGGUUGGUAGAUGGCUUUGAGUAUCAGUCGUAUACAAAUUCCGACAUUCAGCCCAAGUACAGCUGGCCAUUCGAGCAGACUUACCAUUUGAUACUCAAUUUGGCUGUCGGAGGAAAUUGGCCAGGAUAUCCGGAUCGCGAUCAAGCUGUGGAUGUGAUAAUGGAGGUGGAUUACGUUCGUGUCUACGAUAUGUCAGGAGGAUCUAUCGGAAGCAUCACCGGAGAGUCCCUGGUACAGAUCAAUGGAGCCGAUGGGCUCUAUUGUAUUGACGAUAGUGACGUUUUGUUCACCGAUAUUGCUUGGACAGUCCCGACAGGCUCGAGUUUUACACCCUCCUUGGAUGAUGGAAACUGCAUCAUUGUCGCCUUCGGUUCGGUCUCAGGGUAUAUUCAAGCUGUCGGCCAGACCGCUGACUGUGGUCCCCUAAGCUACAGUAUGCCAGUGGAAGUUCAGCCCCUCUACCAGAAAGAAUUCGCCGUGGUGCCAAUUGAGGAAGGCAGCACUACUAUCGGUGCUUCAACAGGAAGUCAGAGCUUCCUCCUGAUCGACGGUAUCCCAACAUUUCAAUACGAUCGGUUAGCUUCUGACUUGUACGAUAACAUCAUCAUCGGUACCUCUGAUGUCUCCGACGCCAGUCUCUAUGUGUCAGAGCAGAAGAAGUUUUACAUGGACAUAUCAUCGCCAACGGCUGCCACUUGCACUCGAGUUAUAAUUCAGUUUGAAGAUACCACCACAGCAUUACCGGACAACUAUCCAAUCGGGCGACAUAGUCGAUACGUUGGAUACCUAGACGAUUCAGAGAGCUUCCAGCGCGUCGAGUUUACAUACUAUGAUCGCCCGGACACAAGCGUGGCUGACAACGCCGUCAGUCAGCUGGCCGUUUUGAUUGAUCCAUUUCUGUUCCGCGGUGACCGAUAUCUGAUCCGCAACUUUGACAGCUCUUCUGCAGGCUGCUCCAGCAAUUGCGAACCCCUUUCGACCAAUGCCUGCCGUACAUACGCCAAGUCCGAACAAGGAAUGUGUACAGAUGGCGAAAACAACGAUCGUGAGGGAUACAAUGGCGACGAUCAAAUAGACUGUGAGGAUGCGGAUUGCUACGGACUAGACCCUGCCUGUCCUCUGAGAGAGGGACGGGCAACUGAAGUGCCUACGAUGCUGAGCCCUACAUUGGCGCCCACUGGGUUGCCCACGGGCAACGCCUCUGACCCUCCCUCAAUAGUGCCUUCGAGUGAAACUGCUUUCCCGACCGCCACUGGGACUGUUAGAGUGACUAGUCGCUCAUCGGACAUCCCGUCCUCGAAACCAAAUAUCAUGCCCAUAACCUCCGGGCCUACGAGCAGCGCUGCUCCGUCUUAUUCCAACGACGAAGCAGAGUGUGACGCGCAGCCGCGAUGCGCUGCGUUGGAUCUUGCGGGAGUGUGUUGCCCUACGAUUGACGCAGUCUAUCUUGAUUGCUGCGACAACCGGCCGAUCGAUCCAAACUCAGAAGCAGGUUUCUGCAACGACGGAAUUGACAACGACAAUGAUGGUUUGUUUGACUGCGAAGAUCCUGACUGUGCGAACGACGAGAUGUGUCGCGCCGAUUGCGUCGCCAUUGGAACUUGCGCUGGGCUUUCAGGUCAGUGCUGUCCAACGAUUGACAGCAUUUUUUUGGAUUGCUGCGAUGCAGCCGUUCUUUCGGCGGGAUACUCUGUUGAUUUUAGCCUGAUCGAUCCGGCUACAAUCGAGGAACAGGCUGCAUACUGGCUUUCGACUUCACCCUACACUGUUCCAGGUGUUGCUCCGGACGGCUCGACGCCGGUAGUGGAUUAUGCACGCGACGAAGCUACUUUGUACGAUAUGAUUUACUACCAAACAGGUUCUAUUGAAAAAGCAUCGGAAUAUGUUAUUGGUCGUCGAAAGAUAUACAUGGAUGUUUGGACGGACGCGCCUGAGUGCACUCAGAUAAUUCUUCAGUUUGAUAGCUUGCCGACCGCAGUGGCCGACAAUUAUCCAACGGGCCGCCACAGUCGAUACGUGGCAUUUACCACUAGGAGAAACGAAUGGGAACGUAUAGCAUUGGACUUUUGGGACCGCCCAGAUGGUGAUCUGGAUGACACGGUUAUCAAUACCAUUGCUCUCUUCUUCGACCCAGGCACUCUAACCUCUCACCAAUUUUACUUCCGAAACAUGGACAGUACCCUCUCAGGCUGCCGAGAGAACUGUGAGGUUGCCGCAAUAGAUGACUACUGUUUGGCUCUGAGCUCGGGGGAGAGUGGAUUCUGCGGGGAUAGUCUCGAUCAGGAUGGGGACGGACUGAUUGACUGCGUGGAUCCAGACUGCACACUGGACGAGGCCUGCUCCGCACAACUAUCCAUCAGCUAUUCAGCCUUGCAAGACAAUUCAUUCCGCACCGCUGCCUCCAGUAGUUCUGCACAAGUUAUCUUGAACGGUGGUUUGAUUGUGUCUUUUCUGGCGAUCCUCCAUACCAUAGCUUAAUCGGACGUACCUUCACGUAGAAAAAAAUAUUUUUGGUUUG
This is a messenger RNA of Phaeodactylum tricornutum CCAP 1055/1, 3166 nucleotides long. RefSeq names its product endo-1,3-beta-glucosidase. NCBI's taxonomy places the organism in Eukaryota, Bacillariophyta, Bacillariophyceae, Surirellales, Neidiaceae. The record is from RefSeq and is a predicted model, not a curated record. Gene Ontology annotation, molecular function: hydrolase activity, hydrolyzing O-glycosyl compounds. The coding region runs from base 40 to 3126 and encodes 1028 amino acids. Gene Ontology annotation, biological process: carbohydrate metabolic process. The transcript is spliced from 3 exons.